UCGCUUCACAUAUAAAAAACGACUUUCAAACUGCCUGCUCUCUUCUUUGUUACGAAUAAUCAAACAUGGCGACGAUUAACCUCUUCCAUACUACCCUCUGUAGCCUGCUCUUCUAAAACCCUAAAAUUCAGCUUUUAGUCGAGUAUUGUUAACUAUGGCUACUAGAUUAUUUAGUGGAAGUGGAAGUUCACUUUGUGGGGGAUUGAGUGGUAGCAGCAGAAGCGGCGAACAUAAGGGAGGAGUAGUAAAAGGAAGUAGAAGGUUUUUGCUUCGGUGCCUGACUGAUAUUGUUCCCAAACGAUUGGCUUGUAAAGAUGGCAUUGUAUCUAAUUCUUUCAUGUAUGCAAAGUGCAUACAUUCUUCAUCCCCACUUGUGACUCGUCGCAGAAAGCCUCAUUUCGAAGUAGUUUAUAAUCAGUCUAGUUCUGGAUAUGGUGUCGAAUCUACUGAUUUGCAGGAGAGAUCAGUGCCUUCUGAAGAUGAAUCUGAUAUGGACAGUUUAAUAGAUGGUGAAUCAUCAAGAGUAAAAAUCGAUGAACCACACUCUUCAGAUCCUAAACAUGAGCUUUUAAUGCUUUCUUUGCCUGCACUUGCUGGACAGGCUAUUGAUCCUUUGGUGCAGCUUAUGGAGACAGCUUAUAUCGGUAGAUUAGGUCCUGUGGAGCUUGGUUCAGCUGGCGUUUCAAUUACAAUAUUUAACAAUAUAUCAAAGUUGUUUAAUAUGCCUCUUCUUAGUGUUGCGACUUCUUUUGUUGCAGAAGACAUUGCCAAGAAUGCAAAACAUUCACCUUUAGAAAAGGGUAUUCAAAGAAACAACACAAAUGGUAAACCUGCUGUUGUGGUGACUGAAAGAAAGCAAUUAUCAUCUGUGUCUACAGCCUUAGUGUUAGCUAUUGGCAUUGGGAUCUUUGAAGCAGUAGCCCUGUCUUUGGGAUGUGGACCUUUUCUCAAUUUGAUGGGCAUACCAUUGCAUUCACCGAUGCGCAUACUUGCAGAACAAUUUCUUUUACUAAGAGCUCUUGGUGCUCCUGCAUUUGUAGUGUCUUUGGCUCUUCAAGGCGUUUUCAGAGGCUUCAAGGAUACAAAAACUCCUGUGUAUUGUCUAGGUCUGGGUAAUUUAUCAGCCAUCUUUUUAUUUCCAAUACUGAUGUAUACAUUUAAAUUGGGUGUAAAUGGUGCUGCUAUUUCCACUGUCAUAUCUCAAUAUUUAGUUGCCUUCUUAAUGAUUUGGCAUUUAAAUAAGAGGGCUAUAUUGCUGCCCCCAAAGCUGGGAGACCUGCAAUUCGGCGUCUAUAUGAAAUCGGGUGGUUUUCUCAUUGGGAGAACUCUUGCUGUUUUAGUAACAACAACAUUAGCUACUUCAAUGGCUGCGCGCCAAGGUCCUGUAGCGAUGGCUGCACAUCAGAUAUGCAUGCAAGUAUGGUUGGCUGUAUCUCUUCUUACAGAUGCACUGGCUGCAUCUGGGCAGGCUCUAAUAGCGAGUUUUUCGUCAAAAGGCGACUAUAAAAAUGUCAAAGACAUUACGAACUUUGUGUUGAAGAUUGGUCUGCUGACUGGUGUUACCUUGGCUGCAAUUCUUGGUGUAUCUUUUGGUUCCAUGGCCACAUUGUUUACCAAGGAUGCUGAAGUAUUAGGAAUUGUCAGAACUGGAAUACUGUUCGUCAGUGCAAGCCAGCCUUUGAAUGCUCUGGCUUUUAUUUUUGAUGGUCUUCACUAUGGUAUCUCUGACUUUGCAUAUGCAGCCCGCUCUAUGAUGUUGGUUGGAGCAAUAUCUUCAGGCUUUUUGCUUUAUGCUCCAUCAAAAUUUGGCCUUUAUGGGGUUUGGUCAGGUUUGGCUCUCUUUAUGGGUUUGCGUACAGUGGCAGGGUAUAUCAGAAUACUAUCAAAAUCUGGUCCAUGGUGGUUCCUACAUAAAGACUUGCAUAGUAUUCAGCUAGCCAGUUGAGAUGUGAAGAAAACAGAACCUACUGCUGGAAGGUAUAGUUUCGUUAGUAUUUUUGUCGCUGGCUGGUUAAACACUCGCACUGGCAGAUAAGUAUUGGUGGCUAAGUUAAUAAUACGAAUCAAUUCCACAUUAAUUUUAGAAAGAAUUUUAUCAUUAGAAUUAUGUCUUAUAGGAUAUUUAUUGAGUCGAAUAUAUCGAUUCAGCAGUAAUAUAUUGAGUUUUUCAUUGUC
This is a messenger RNA of Mercurialis annua (annual mercury), 2175 nucleotides long. RefSeq names its product protein DETOXIFICATION 45, chloroplastic. Gene Ontology annotation, molecular function: antiporter activity; xenobiotic transmembrane transporter activity. Bases 155 to 1945 code for a protein of 596 amino acids. Gene Ontology annotation, cellular component: membrane; chloroplast. Gene Ontology annotation, biological process: transmembrane transport. NCBI's taxonomy places the organism in Eukaryota, Viridiplantae, Streptophyta, Magnoliopsida, Malpighiales, Euphorbiaceae. The record is from RefSeq and is a predicted model, not a curated record. The transcript has 15 exons.